AUGCGUUCCUCGAUUCUCAAUCUAGCCUCCUUGGUGCUGACCGGCGGCGGCAUCGCUUCCGCUGCCGCGACGGGCUGCAGGAACUCUACGACGUCCUCGUGUAAGUAUUUCCCCGGAGACGAGGGAUGGCCGUCCGCGGACGUGUGGGCGAAGUUCAACGAGACCGUUGGCGGGCGUCUCGUCGCCACGGUUCCCUUGGGCACGCCCUGCCACGGGGACAGCUACAACGAGACCGAGUGCGCGCGCCUGCAGGACGCAUGGCUUUACUCCGAAGUUCAUAUGGAGUCCUCCUCCUCGGUCAUGGCCCCCCUGUUCGCCAACGCCAGCUGCGAUCCCUUCCUGCCCAAGGACUCGCCCUGCACCUUGGGCAACUAUGUCAGCUUCGCCGUCAACGCCUCCGGCCCUGCAGACAUCGUGGCGGCGUUGAAGUUCGCCGAUGAGAAGAAUGUAAGGUUCGUCAUCCGCAACACCGGCCACGACUACAACGGCCGGUCCACGGGCGCCGGAGCCCUCGCCGUCUGGACCCACUACCUCAAGGGCACCGAGGUGAUCGACUGGGAGGACGAGCAGUACGUCGGCAAGGCCCUCAAGGCCGGCUCCGGUGUCCAGGGUUUCGAGGCUAUUGCUGCCGCUAAGGAAGCCGGCUUGGCCGUUGUCACCGGAGAGUGCCCUACCGUCGGUCUCGCUGGAGGAUAUAUCCAGGGUGGCGGACACAGUGCUUUGUCGACCGUCUAUGGAUUGGCUGCUGACAACACUCUGUCUUUCGAUGUUGUCACACCCACCGGCGAGCUGGUCACGGCUUCGAGAAACGAGAACCAGGACCUGUACUGGGCUCUCAGCGGAGGCGGCGGCGGAAACUACGGCGUCGUGACCUCCAUCACCGUCCGCGCCCACCCGGACGCCCCCGUCAGUGGUGCUAAGUUCGCCGUCACCGUCCCCACGAACAACACGGCGCUGCUGAACUCCGUCAUCGACACCUUCCACGCCGCCCUUCCGGACAUCGUCGACUCAGGCGUCAUGAUCAUCUACUUCUUCGGCCCCGGCUUCCUGCAAUCCCCCGCCAUGACGGCCUACAACAAGACCCAGGCCGAGACCGCGGCCAUCCUCAAGCCCCUUAUCGACUCCCUCGCGACCCUCGGCAUCACCUUGGAGCCGACCUACACCGAGUUCGAGAGCUACCGGGACCACUAUGACCACUACUGGGGUCCUCUGCCCUCCGGAAACAUCCAGGUCGGAACCCAGCUGUUUGGUGGCCGCCUGCUUCCGCGCGCCAAGUUGCCGGACUUCGGCCCGACUGCGCACAAGCUUGUCGAGCUCGGCGUAACCUACAUCGGCGUCGGCCUCAACGUGUCUCACUUUGGCGGCGACAACGCCGUCCUGCCGCAGUGGCGCGACUCCAUCGUCCAGGUCUCUCUCACGUUGCCGUGGAGCUUCGAGGUUCCCUUCGCCGACAUGGUCGCCGAGCAGAACCGCAUGACCGAGGUCGUCCAGCCCGUUAUCGAGGCUGCUACCCCGGGUGCUGGUGCGUACAUCAACGAGGCCGAUUUCCAGCAGAAGGACUGGCAGGAGACCUUCUUUGGUGUGAACUACCCCAAGCUUCUGGAGGUCAAGCAGAAGUACGAUCCCAAGGGUCUGCUGUACAACGUUGCUGCUGUCGGUAGUGACGCCUGGACUGUUGACGACCACGGCCGUAUGUGCCGGAGCUGA
Colletotrichum karsti is the source of this 1707-nucleotide messenger RNA. Its product is annotated as FAD binding domain-containing protein. The transcript has 3 exons. NCBI's taxonomy places the organism in Eukaryota, Fungi, Ascomycota, Sordariomycetes, Glomerellales, Glomerellaceae. The coding region runs from base 1 to 1707 and encodes 568 amino acids. The record is from RefSeq and is a predicted model, not a curated record. Gene Ontology annotation, molecular function: FAD binding; oxidoreductase activity.